This is a messenger RNA of Cantharellus anzutake, 1125 nucleotides long. Its product is annotated as tRNA-specific 2-thiouridylase. The coding region runs from base 1 to 1125 and encodes 374 amino acids. The record is from RefSeq and is a predicted model, not a curated record. The transcript is spliced from 8 exons. Gene Ontology annotation, biological process: tRNA wobble position uridine thiolation. Lineage: Eukaryota; Fungi; Basidiomycota; Agaricomycetes; Cantharellales; Hydnaceae. Gene Ontology annotation, cellular component: mitochondrion. Gene Ontology annotation, molecular function: sulfurtransferase activity.
AUGUCGGGUGGCGUUGACUCGUCUCUGAGUGCCCAGCUCCUGGCCUGUAAAGACUACGAUCUCAGAGCUGUAUUCAUGCGAAAUUGGGACACCCGUGACGAGCGAGCGUCGGAUGUUGGAUGUGAGUGGGAAAGGGACUGGGAAGAUGUUCAGCGCGUUUGUAGAUAUCUGGGUAUCCCCUGCCAGAUGAUUGAUUUGUCCCGGCAGUAUUGGACUCGCGUGUUUGAGCCGGCUUUGGACGAAUGGGUACGCGGGGCCACACCCAACCCAGACGUUUCAUGUAACCGUGAGAUUAAAUUUGGUGCUCUAUUUGACCGGGUCAUUACCUCGCCAAAACAAUGGCUGGCUACCGGCCAUUAUGCGCAAAUCGCAUGGGGCCGUGACGGCCAGGACUAUCGGCCUAAACUCAUGCGGGCGAAGGACCCGGUAAAAGACCAAACGUAUUACUUGGCAUCCGUUACUGAAGCCAAGCUGCGUCAGGCGUUAUUCCCUGUUGGCCAUAUGACAAAAGCUGAGGUUCGUGAAGAUGCAUCAAGAUGCAAUUUACCUACGGCGACACGAAAGGAAAGCAUGGGAAUCUGCUUCGUAGGCGAGCGUGGCCAUUUUGAUGAGUUCCUAUCGCAGUACAUUCAGCCUACCCGUGGAAACAUAGUUGACCUGGGAGGAACUAUAUUGGGUCAACACAAUGGCUUGCAUCGAUACACCAUCGGGCAACGUGCCGGACUGGGUGGCCGGAAGAGUCGCACCUUCGUAGCGCAGAAACGGACAGACACCAAUGAAAUUGUCGUGGUAGAUAGAGGCGAUCAUCCUGCCUUGAUGUGCUCGUCGCUAACAGUGCGUGACUGGCACUGGGUAUCGUCAGUGCCUUCUCAACGAAUAGACUCGGAGGAAGGCUACCCCGUAAUUUGUCAGAUACGACAUCGAAUGCGAGGGAUCCCAGCACAGAUAAGGCGAAGGCAAGAACCUCCAUUUCCGGGCAAGCACUUGUGUGAAAUAACGUUUGAAGAGCCAGCCCACGCCGCAACCCCCGGUCAGAUUGCUGUGGUAUGGGACGGAGAUUGGUGUUUGGGAUGUGGGCGAAUAGACAAAAUUCGAACAUUACACGGUCCCUCUGAGACUUUUUAG